AUGAGUCGACGAUUCACGGCUAGCUUGGGACGCAAAAAGGCGUGGCCUGUCUGCCCUCUCCACCAACCAGGGCACUGUCUCGUCUCUUUUCGUGGCAGGACCCUAAUCUCGAUGGCUCAAGCCAGCCGUGAAUCAGCUACACGCAAAUUUCAGUAUUUUAUUGACUUUAGUAAAAAUUUCGAUAAACCCACUUUUUGAAGACCAAAAAGAAGAACGUGACUUCAAUGGAAGACGUGACGUUUUCGACAUCCUCAUUUAUUUCUCUUCGAUUUUCGUCGGCCGGAACUUUAAGCUGGAGAUGACUGGGCACAAGGAGGCGGCUCAGAAAAGUUGUCCAUCAAAUGGUUUUUUUUUCUUUCCAGCCGAAUGAAGUUCAAAAAGACGACCUCUAGAAGUUCGCUGUAUAAGGAACCCUAAAACCAGAAGUCAGAAGGAAUUUUGCGCAACUUCAAUAAUGUCGCCUUUAAGGCGUUGAAAAUUGGCUAAAAACCUCUAGGGGUCACUUAAGAGGUUGCUCAAGGACUACUUGGAGAGUACACUAAAGUGGCCACUAGAACCAUCUCUAUAGAAGUCACUAUUUAGCACCUUAGCGGCCACUUCAGUGAUGGAAUAGUACACUUAGACUUUUAAAGAGGCCCCUAAACUUUAGCCUCUUAAGUGCCUACUGUUUCGACAACUAUAGUGGCCCUAAAACUAUCUCUAUAGAGGCACUUUAGUAGUUUUUAAUGUUGGAUAGACUUCUAAAGAGGCCACUGAUUUUUUGCCACUUAAGUGGCCCUUAAAUCGACCACUAUAGCGGCCCCUAAAACUAUCUCUACAGAGCCACUAAUUCGCGUCUUAAUGGCCACUUUAGUGGUUUUUAAUGAUGGAUAGACUUCUAAAGAGGUCGCUAAACUUUAGCCUCUUAAGUGGCCCCUAGUUCGACCACUUUAGUGGUUCCUAAAACUAUCUCUACAAAGCCAAAAACUUCGCGUCUUAGUGGCCACUAUAGUGGUUUUUAGUGAUGGAAUAGUACACCUAGACUGCCAAAGAGGUCACUAAACUUUAGACUCUUAAGUGGCCACUGUUUCGACCACUAGAGUGGCCACUCAGACGUCAAAACCCUAAAGUGACCACUACUAGUUUUCCGAGCAUGAUGAAAAAUUUUUGAGAUGAGAGCCCGGAUAAAAUCAACGUUUCGAGACCCUCAGAGCUUGUCCUUCUAGACUUUUCAUUCCGGAAUUCAAUUCCAACUUCAAAUUUCAGAUGAAUCAGACGAGGGCGGCGAUGCAGCCAGCAUGAACACGAAAGCGUUCGUCCCCAUUUUAGCCAAGGACCACAAGCUCAACAUCACCGGCUAUUUGGGUAGGGGGUUAAGUAUAGACGAUUCACGGCUAGCUUGGGACGCAAAAAGGCGUGGCAUGUCUGCACUCUCCACCAACCAGGGCACUGUCUCGUCUCUUUUCGUGGCAGGACUCUUUUCUCGAUGGCUCAAGCCAGCCGUGAACCAGCUAUAUUCACAGAACUGUCGAAAUUCCGAAUGUCAUGGGCCGCAUUUGGAAUGGCUUGACCUUUUCUUAAACUUAGCGAAAACCGUUUUGAGUCGGGCGUAGAGCCACCACGAGCAAAAAAUCUUAUUUUCUAGAGAAAUUUCAGAAAAAGCUCGCAUUGAAGCAUGCUUAAAAAGUUGAACAUCUUCCUCAAAUUUCGAACUAUUCGAAAAAUCCUGGUCGCAUUUGGAAUGGCUCUAACGACUUCCGAAGACCUUCGGCUGCACCCGACUUAAAACGACUUGCGCUUGUGAAAAGUAAAAGUCAGUAGAUUGAGCUACUUGAUGCUAAGGACAGUAAUUGCCUUGAGAUUUCAAGUCGAGCCGCAGCGCGACCGCGACACAUUGAGCCAUUCCGAGGCCUUUUUAAAACUAGUUUUGAAGCAGAGAUGUUCAAUUAAAAAAUUUAUCAUUUUAUUAAAAAAUUCCAGGCGGCGGUUCGUACUCCUCCGUGGCCAAGGCGACUUUUGGCGACUCUCAAAUGGUCGUCGCCGCGAAAAUUAUCGACAUUACGUAAUUAGCUAGUCAAUAAGCAAAUGAGCUAAUUAAUUAUCUCAAAGGCCAACAAAAGCAAAAGAAGACUAUAUACGGAAGUUCUUACCGCGGGAAACGGAAAUCGUGAAGAUCCUUCAACACGACAAUAUUGUCCGGGUCUAUCAGGUCGGAAUUUUGUGAAAAUCAUAGUCAUUUUAAUGAUAAACAGAUCGUAGAUGCUCCUGUCCUCGAUUGCCUAUCAAAAUUGGCUUUUUUUCAAGUUUUUCGUGCCAGAAUGUCCUUUUCAUCAAGUUUAACAUGUCCCUGGCCUUGAAUACCUAUCAAAAAUGGGUUUUCAUGCCCAAAAAAGUCCUUUUUUUCAAGGUAUCCUUUUCACUAAGCUCUAUAUACUUCUAGCCUUGCUUACCUAUCAAAAUUACCUAUUUUUUCAGCUCUUCAAAGUCUUAAUUUUUUUUGGUAGUGUUUUCAUUAGAUCCUAUAUAUUCCUGUCCUUAUCCGACUAUGAAAAUUGAUUUUUUUCAACUUUCUAUGUCCAAAAAGGUCAUUUUUUUUUCUAUGUAUCGUCUUCAUUAGGCUCCAUAUACUUCUAGCCUUGAUUAACUAUCAAAAUUAUAUUUUUUUCAACUUUCUAUGUUCAAAAAAAUGCCUUUUCCCAAGCUGUCAUUUCCAUUAGGUUUUUUUAUGCUUAUAGCCUCGAUAACCUACCAAAAAACGCUUUUUACGUUCAAAAAUAACGUUUUUUUUUUCAAAGUAUCGUUUUCAUUAGGCUCCAUAUACUUCUAGCCUAAAUUUUCUAUUGAAAUUAGCCUUCUUCCGAGCUUUUUCUGCCCGAAAAUGCCUUCUCAAGGUAUCAUUUUCCUCAGAUCCUACAUUAUUCUAGCCUCUAUUACCUAUCAAAAUUUUUUUUUUUUUAAACCUCCUAUGCCCAAAAAAAUCCCUUUUUUUGAGGUGAUCAACAUUCCCAAUCAUGUCAUCUUCGUGUCCGAGUACUGCGCCAACGGCGAUCUUCUGAAAAAGCUGAAAAAGACGAAAUCUCUACCCGAAGAUGAGGCCAAGUUCAUGUUCCGACAGCUCAUCGCCGCACUUAUGGUAUCAAUUUUUUGGUUCUUGAAACCCCCCCCUUUAAAGUUAAAGUUUCAUAGUUCAAGGCCUUGAAUUUGAAACAAAAUGGCAAAAAUGUGACUAGGAUUCGAACCUUGGUCACUAGAGUUCACCAAACCGAUCAUUCAAUCAUUUCAAUUGAUCAAACUAUUGACAUGUCACUGUUCAACCAAAUUUUAACAUGUCAUUUUUUGAGAGAUCGUUUAUUAGAUCAGUUUUUGAUCUCUUACAUUAAUGAUCAAUCAUUGGAUUUUAACGUUUUUGAUAUAUCGAUUUUUUUGACCAAUAUAUUCAAUACAACAUUUCGAUCUUUCAUUUUUCGACCAAUGUUUUCAAUACAACAUUUCGAUCAAUCAUUUUUUCGACCAAUAUUUUCAAAACAACAUUUCGAUCAAUCAUUUUUUUGACCAAUAUUUUGAGCAUAAAAUUUCGAUCGAUCGAAAUUCCGAGCGAUCGAUUUUCAAAACAGAUCGCUCACACGGGGCAGGUUUUCGGAGUACUAGUAAACAGGUGAAAGUAUUUCAUUUUUUUCCGACAAAUUAAAGUUUUGCAUUUUUCUUGAACUUAUUUGUUAUAGUCUAUAUGGCAUUGUAAAAAAAUUUUUUUGCUUUUUAGUACCAGUGAACACAGAGAAACAGAAAAACGAUGAUGAUAUUUCGUUACGAAAAAUCAAAAAAGAAAUUAUGAUGAAGAUUUGAAAGAGAAGCGGUUUUUAAACAGUAGUUUUAAACAUACUUUUUAACCAAAAUGCAUUCCGAUCAAUCAUUUUUUUCGACCAAAUUUCCAAUAAAAAAAUUUCGAUCAAUCAUUUUUUUGACAAAAUUUUUCAAUACAAAAUUUUUGAUCUAUCAUUUUUUUCGACCAAUAUUUUUAGGCAUAAAAUUUUUGAUCAAUCAUUAUUUCGACCAACAUUUUCAAAACAACAUUUCGAUCAAUCAUUUUUUUCGACCAAUAUAUUCAAUACAAAAUUUCGAUCAAUCGAAAACUGAACGAUCGAUUCAAAAUGAUCUCUCAUUUAAAUGAAAUGUUGACAUUUCGAAAAAACGAGAGAUCAUAAUCAUGAGACAUGUUAAUCGUUCGGUAGCAAGAAAUGUUAAUCAAUCAUAUUUUUGGUAACAUGUCAUGAAAAUAUUGGUUGAACGUUUGGUCGAACGAUCGGUUUGGUGAACUCUAUUGGUCACCUUCUCAAGGUUCAAGAGCUUUAGCUGAGAAAAUGGCAAAAAUCUGGCCGAGAUCCGAACUUGGGUGCCAAACUUAGAGAACAAGAUGUCUAGCCAUUGCUCCAAAUUCGAUCCUUUGUAACCCUCUUAAGGUUCACGAGCUUCUGCUUUGUGAAUUUCAAGAAAAUGGCAAAAAUCUGGCCGAGAUCCGAACUUUGGUACCAAACUUAGAGAACAAGAUGCAUAGCCAUUGCUCCAAAUUUGUUGUAUGUACAAAUAUAUGGACAAAAUCUUCUGUGGGACUUGAAAUGAUGUGGUUUUUCAAGCUCCGUAUUGAAAUAAGUUAUAAAAAAGCUACAAUAUAGUCUAAUCGAUAAUAGUUUCCAUUUUUCAGCACCUAAGUCAAUUUCAUAUCAUUCAUCGGGAUUUAAAAUGCGAGAACAUCUUUUUGGACGCGUGAGUUUUGACCAAAUAAUUUUGAUGAACUUUUUUUUUGAGUUGACCUUUUUCAUGGGCUAUUUUGGUAACUACAAAUUGAAAAAUAUUUUUGGUUUUUUUCUUCAAGAUCGUAUUUUUCGCGUUUAUUACUUCAUUUAGGUGCGUAGAACGUGGGCGGAGCUUUUUCGGACCCUAUUUAUAACGUCAGAGAAUGAAAAAGAUAACUGAAAAUACUCGGAGAACUUGUUGAAUUUCACAAAAUCAUAGAAGUUAAUUUUUUCAUGGGCUAAUUUAGUCACGACAACGUAAAACUCGGCGAUUUUGGUUUCGCGCGAGUUUUGAAGGCCGGCGAGAAGUCCGGAACGUUUUGUGGCAGCCGUGCCUACGUCGCCCCGGAGAUCCUUCGCGCCAAGGAUUAUUCAGGGAACGCGGUUCGUUUCGAAAUGGUCAAUCACUUGGGGGAAAUUUGAUCUUGAGAUUUUCUACUAGAGCUCUUGGGAGUACCAAAAAAUCUUGAGGGAAUUCCUGGAAUGUUUCGAAAUUCAAUUUUUAGACUCUUCUAAUUUCAUCAAGGGGUUUUUGAAAAGUUAUGCUUGGGAUUGUCUGAAAGUCUAUCAAAGCUCUGGAAGUACCAAAAUGUUUGCAAAUAGUCCAAGUUUCAUAGGAAGAUGAAUAAAACCAUGAAAAGGCCUAUUUAUGCUUUUUCUUUCAAUUUUUUUAUUUGUUAGGGCCUUUUUCUCGAGAAACUAGACAAUUUUUGAAAUUCAAGGGUUUGGAUUUUAUUCGCUCUAUUUCCUGAGAGUCUACUGAAUCUCUUGGGAUUUCUGUCCAGUUCCGCAAAUGAUCCUAGUUUUCAGAAUAUGACUUGAAGUUUUGAAGGAUACCUAUUUUUAAAAGCUUGUCAGGGUCUUUUUUGACUUUCCAUGGCGUCCUCUGAUGGAAAACAAACCUUUUUAGAAUUCAAGACUUCCGAAAGUGUUUUAGAAUCAGGAAAACUUACUUUUUUUUCAAGGUUGACGUCUGGAGCGCCGGCGUAGUUCUCUACAUCAUGCUGACCGGAUCGAUGCCGUUCGACGACCGGAAUCCUCAGAAAAUGAUUGAGAAACAGCUUGCCCAUCGGAUCAGGUAGGGUAGCAGAGAAACUAGAAAUAAAGAAAGUAUAUUAAACUGUAACCAUUUAUAUUACGCGCCUUUAAUAAGCGCCCCAUUUCUCAUAUUAAUUCUAUUAUUACUGUAUUAUUUCUAAAUUGAUUCCAUUAUUUUUCAGAUUUUCUGCAAGUACAAAAAUGGAAAAGGGCUCUUAUUAAAGGCGCAUAUAAAUGGGAAUAGGCUCCUAUUAAAGGCGCAUGUGAAACUUUUAUUAAAGGCGCAUAUACAUGGAAAUAGGUUCUUAUUAAAGGCGCAUAUACAUGGAAAUAAGUUCUUAUAUAAAGGUGCAUAUAAAUGGAAAUAGGCUCUUAUUAAAGGCGCAUAUGAAGCCGCCACGAUCUACCUUUUCCUUCCCGUUUUUUUUUCCCAAGUCAGCCGUGGACUAGUUCAAAAAAAAACUUUGACUGACAUAUUGGCUCAAUUGCGCUCCAUUGAUAACUAGGAAGUUUCGGCUUUUUACCGAAUUUUAGAAGGUUUUCGUCCCAGUUAUUACCCUUUUUUCCCCGUCGCUCAAGCUCCGCCUCUAAUUUCGCGAUAAACCAAUCGGAGAGCGAGCCAUCCAAAGAGCGUUUUUGAAUGACGUCAUUGUACUUGACAUUCAAGAUCGGAACCUACUCUAGAAGAAGUCGCUCAGAAGACGUCGUUCAGAUUCUCGCGAAGCUGUACGGCGUCGACGGCGGCGAAGACGUUGGUCCUGGAAGUGCUGCAUCCGCACGCGCCGAAUCGGCCCACCUACAAGGCGAUUUGCGAUUCGGAGUGGCUCAAGAGCACGCCCUACUACAUGAAGGUAGGCGGAGGUGUGUGGUGUGGGCCGCCUUUUUUUGAUCUUUUGAAGUGAUUUCGUUGGGUGAUCUCUAGUGAUCCCUUGGUUACUUUUUUCUUUGGAUUCACGCAAAAUCGCUUUGAAAAAUUGUUUAUUCAUUAUAUUGCUAUAGCUAAUUCAGGGCUAGCUUGGGACGGUAAGGGGGCGUGGCCUGUCUGCGCUCUCCACGGCCCAAGCACUAUCUCACGCAUUAUCGUGUCAGAACCCUUUUUUAGAUGGCUCAAGCCAGCCGUGAACCAGCUAUACCUAAAGCUUCAAAAAUGAGCGGAAAAAUCGGAAAGAGCAUAGAAAAUAUGGAGAGUUUCAUGGAUGCAAAACGAACCUUACAUGUCUGCACGUCUCUUCUUUCUCCACACUCUCUAGCCCUAGGCCAUUUUGAGCCAAUUUCUGUCUGAAUAGAGUACUUAUAUCUUCCUCACACUUCAAAAAAUGAAGCAUCACGCGAAUUUUCUGUGCCUAGAGAGUGUGGUUCCUUCGGAGACGCAGAGAGACAAAGAAAACGAGUCUCUGUGUCUCCACUUUUUCCAUACUCUCUCACUUUUUCUAUAGUGCUCUUAUCUUCCUAUCAUUGGAGAAUGAGAAGCAUUCUGAGAACUUUCUGAGCCUAGAGAGUGUGGUUCCUUCGGAGACGCAGACAGACAAAGAAAAUCAAAUCUCUGUGCCUCCACUUUUUCUAUUCUCUUUACCUUUCCGUCGAUUUUCUGGUGCUUUCAACCUUUUCAAAAUUUUUCUACUAUUCCCUGGGGCUCAAACUUCACAACGGCUCAAUUUUUCAGCCUCAGGAUCCGAAAUCUUCGGCGCCACCGUCAAGGACGAACGGCUGA
Caenorhabditis auriculariae is the source of this 7518-nucleotide messenger RNA. The record is from the annotation of a GenBank genome assembly. Lineage: Eukaryota; Metazoa; Nematoda; Chromadorea; Rhabditida; Rhabditidae.